AGGGCCUGUCAAAUGUGCUGUCAAAGUGUAGAGAAGCCACAAAAAAUCGUUAUAAUUUUAUAAAAAUCAUCCUUAAAUCUAGCCUUAACACAAUUAUAUCAUAAUUUUGAAUGUAAAUUGAAAGAUUGGUCAAUUAAAACUAGUACUUAUGGAGCAACAGUUCGUUGAAAAACACUUCCAUAUGGAAAAAACACAACUCGCGCGGGUAGUAUAAACGGGUUUUGUUAUGGCGAAUAGUUUGUUGUGAUUAUACAUCGCACAUACACCCACAGGUUCGCAAAACUUGCAAUGGAAAAUAGUUGUCCAAUAGUCUAGGGCCGGAGUUUCAAUCGGUUGAAUCCAACAGAACAGAACGAACAUUCCGAGGUUGUGUCGUUCAUGCUGUGUAAAUAACUGAGAAACCUCGUCGGCGUGAAAGAAUCGAACUUAAAGUGUUAUUAAAUAGGUUCCAUCCGUGCACCGUGACUGUAUGUGAUUGGCAGAGCGACACUCGUUGUGUGUGACCAGUUGGCAAAAGUUUUAUUGUUUGCAUUUGCAAUAAGCAGUUGCUUUCAUUUGCGCAAGUGAUUUUUCGUUCAAGAAAAAAUCGAUCAGAUUACGUAGCUCGUUCGUUUCGUAGACACACCAGCAAAAGAAUGCCCCGCCAGUACGACGAAGAUGAAGCACGUCGUCCUAUUCUGCAUGCGGACACGGACACGGAUGAACCGACCGCGGUCAGCGGAUCGUUGGCCCGCCUAGGACGCCCGAGCGAUGACGAUGAGCUGACCGAGCGGUUGACAGGUUGUGGUGCAACCGCGUGCUGUAACCCGUCCUCGUUUCUGCAUCGCUUCCAGGCGCUUAUCUUGAUGUGCCUGGUCGGUUUCGGGUCUUACUUCUGCUAUGAUAAUCCGGGCGCAUUACAAGAUACGUUCAAAUCGGAUCUCGAUCUUACCACCACCCAGUUCGUGAUGCUGUACUCGAUCUACUCGUGGCCCAAUGUGAUCCUUUGCUUCAUUGGAGGCUUCCUGAUGGAUCGCGUAUUUGGCAUCCGGUUGGGAACGAUCAUCUACAUGUUUAUACUGCUGAUCGGACAGCUGAUCUUCGCGAUGGGUGCCACUAUCAACAUGUUUUGGCUCAUGAUCGUCGGACGCUUCAUGUUCGGCAUUGGUGCGGAAUCGCUUGCCGUGGCGCAGAACAGUUACGCGGUACUGUGGUUCAAGGGCAAGGAGCUUAAUAUGGUGUUUGGGCUGCAGCUAUCGUUUGCCCGCGUUGGCAGCACGGUCAACUUCCUCGUCAUGGUACCGAUCUACAAGUACGUGAAGAGUCUCGGCUACCAGGGACACAUGUGUACCGGGGUGGUCCUGCUGCUUGCCACACUGACCUGUGUGAUGUCAAUGAUUUGCGCGCUGAUUCUCGGCUGGAUGGAUCGCCGGGCAGCACGUAUUAUGAAGCGUAACGAUUCCGCCCCAGGCGGAGAAGUGGCCAAACUGUCCGAUGUGCGCACAUUUAAGGUAUCGUUCUGGAUGGUGACGGUGAUUUGUGUGGCAUACUACGUGGCCAUCUUUCCGUUCAUCGCACUGGGGAAGGUGUUUUUUAUGCGAAAGUUUGACUUUACGUCCGAGGACGCCAAUACGGUCAAUUCGAUUGUGUACAUUAUUGCCGCAGUAGCUAGCCCGUUGUUUGGGCUGAUUGUGGAUCGUACCGGACGCAAUGUGCUGUGGGUAUUUCUGUCCGUGUUGGUGACGAUCGUAGCACACGGUAUGCUUGCGUUCAGCUAUCUGAAUCCGUACAUCGGAAUGAUCACGAUGGGGUUAGCCUACUCGAUGCUUGCUUCCAGCCUGUGGCCAUUGGUUGCGUUGAUUGUACCGGAAUAUCAACUGGGAACCGCAUACGGCAUCUGUCAAUCCGUACAAAAUCUGGGACUGGCCGUGAUCUCCAUGAUUUCGGGCAUGAUCGUUGACAAGGGUGGAUACUUUAUGUUGGAAAUUUUCUUCAUCGGAUGGCUUAUCGUUUCUCUGCUGGCUACUAUCGUUAUCUGGAUGUAUGACGCAAGCAAUGAUGGUCUGUUAAACAUGAGCCCAGCUGCACGUUCUCUUUAUGCAAGCAAAACAUUGCAAGGCCGGUCCGGUGAACCGGGUAGGUCUGGUGAUAUGACGGACAGCCAGGAGCAGUUGGAGCGUGAUCGGCGCAGCAAGGAUCCGGAAGCGAUCCGAAACCGGUACGUGAACCGUGUGCUCGAUGGUACACCAAACCAAAGCGAUACCGAGCCGUUGAUAGAGUAAGGCUAGGUCAGAAAAAGGGCAGGAAAAAUUCUUCCUUUAGAUGAAAAUCCCCCUCCGCCAACAGCAGAGGCUCAUUCCGGUUUUGAUGGAGGCUGUGUAUGUAUGUGUGGAUGUGCGCGUGUAUGUGUCUCUGAAUGUUUAUUCGUCUACGUAUAUAAGGACUAUUCUUAUUGUUUUAGAUGUACUUUAUGAUGGUUAUUUUAACUGAUACUGAUGAGUGUUUGCCGUGUGGUGUGUUUGCCGUGAGAUAAAACGGUUCGUAUGUGCCGCGAAUGGGAUAAAUAAACCGGGCAAGGUUAUUCAUGAAAAAAAAGUAUUAACCACAGAGAAGAAGAAAAACAGUGAUCGGGAACCAUUCUUUGGCCUGCUAUCUUUAUAACCGUGUCCUUUCUCCGUGGUCAGCUUGCUUUCCAUUUGUUAGAUUGUUUACUACCACAUAUAGUGCCAAUGAUGCCAAAAAAACAAACAAACACACCCAUAAGCAAGAGAAAAGGGAAGGUUUACAAAAUUCACGAACCAAGUUUACAAUAGUUGAAGAAGUUGGUAUUUGCAUUUCACCGUUGCUGCAUGUUUUAUACAAAAAGGUUUUGGGGCGCUUAGAGGAACAAUUUUCCACAGCAAUCCACAGUUGCACAAGAGUACGCGGGAGGAGAAGGCGUCGUAAAAUUAUUGUAGUACGUAUUAGUUGGUUAUUUGCAUCGGUAUGAUGCUAUUUUACAAAAAUACACAUAUCUCAGCCUGGGGCGUAUAGGCGCCGGGUCUUCUACUGUGAACUAUAUGUAUCGGAAAAGUGGAAGCAAAGCUAAGGAAAACAUGUUCGAAUAUAUACAAAAGUAUGGCUAUACUAA
Molecule: messenger RNA, 3109 nt
Organism: Anopheles funestus (African malaria mosquito)
Lineage: Eukaryota; Metazoa; Arthropoda; Insecta; Diptera; Culicidae
Product: major facilitator superfamily domain-containing protein 1-like
Exons: 7
Coding region: 636-2261 (541 amino acids)
Biological process (GO): transmembrane transport
Cellular component (GO): lysosome
Molecular function (GO): transmembrane transporter activity
Source: RefSeq, a predicted model, not a curated record